Stegodyphus dumicola is the source of this 1006-nucleotide messenger RNA. RefSeq names its product CTD nuclear envelope phosphatase 1-like protein dullard (gene Dd). Gene Ontology annotation, molecular function: phosphatase activity. Lineage: Eukaryota; Metazoa; Arthropoda; Arachnida; Araneae; Eresidae. The record is from RefSeq and is a predicted model, not a curated record.
CAAUUGUCACUUCGACUAUUAUUAUCCCAUGGCGGUUGUUAAUACUCUACGCGCUGUAUUUGUGUAUAAUCGUCUAAUGUAUUUUUAUAAUUGACUCUGAGAUUUGUGAAUUUUAUCCAGCCGUUUUAACAUUUGUUUACAAAUGUUGAAGCAGUUACAAAUGGGCAUUCGUGCUUUUCUUUUAUUAGCAUCAAAAAUAUGGAAUUUCAUUUGUUUUGUAAUUCGGAAGCAGAUGAGAACGAUAGUUCAACAUCAGACAGUGAAGUACGAUGUUCUACCUCUUUCUCCUUUGUCCAAACAUCGCUUAAGUUUGGUGAAACGGAAAAUACUAGUCCUUGACCUUGAUGAAACAUUAAUUCACUCUCAUCAUGAUGGUGUUAUCAGACAGAUGGUUAAACCUGGCACACCACCAGAUUUUGUACUGAAAGUUACAAUUGACCGUCAUCCUGUUAGAUUUUUUGUUCACAAGAGGCCACAUGUGGACUUUUUCCUAGAUAUGGUCAGUAAAUGGUAUGAUUUAGUUAUUUUUACUGCAAGUAUGGAAAUUUAUGGAGCAGCAGUUGCUGAUAAAUUAGACAAUAAUCGUGGGAUACUUACCAAAAGAUACUACCGACAGCAUUGCUGUGUGCGAUAUGGAAGUUUUAACAAAGAUCUUUCUGCCAUUACUCAAGACCUCUCAAGUAUAUUUAUAUUAGAUAACUCCCCUGGAGCAUAUAGAGCAUAUCCUGAUAAUGCUAUUCCAAUCAAGUCAUGGUUUUGUGAUGCUAGUGAUACAGCUCUUUUAAAUCUUUUGCCAAUGCUUGAUGCAUUGAGGUUUACUAGUGAUGCCAGGUCUGUCUUGAGUCGUAAUUUACAUCUUCAUGGUUUGUAAUACGGCUCCAUGUUGAAUGUCCGUAUCAAUGCUGGUGCUGGUGUCUUCUGCAGUCUCUUCUCAUUUUACACUCCUGUUGGAAGGUUUAAAACAGCCUUUGACACGGAGAUCUCUGCAAUUCAAAUCGCUUUGUUA